Molecule: messenger RNA, 2490 nt
Organism: Acanthisitta chloris (rifleman)
Lineage: Eukaryota; Metazoa; Chordata; Aves; Passeriformes; Acanthisittidae
Product: kinesin-like protein KIF21B
Exons: 19
Biological process (GO): Notch signaling pathway; ribosomal large subunit assembly
Cellular component (GO): nucleolus
Molecular function (GO): protein binding
Source: RefSeq, a predicted model, not a curated record
UUUCAGAUCCGGGCUCUGGAGUCUCAGAAACGGCAGCAGGAAAUAGUGCUACGGAGGAAAACACAGGAGGUGUCAGCGCUGCGCCGUCUGGCCAAGCCCAUGUCUGACCGGGUGGCAGGCAGGAUGAGCCAGAAGCCACCCAUGCUGGACUCAGGUGCAGAGGUCUCAGCCAGCACCACCUCCUCCGAGCCCGAAUCUGGCACUCGCUCUGUGUCCAGCAUCGUGCGCCAGUGGAACAAGAAAAUCAACAACUUCCUGGGAGACCCCUCGUCCUCCAUGAAUGGGGCUCGGCCUGCCAGGAAGAAGUUCCCCAAGAAGGGGAUGAGCCAGACCUUCAGCAAAACUGCUCGACUCAAGUGGCAGUCACUGGAACGGCGUAUCUUCGACAUUGUCAUGCAGAGGAUGACCAUUGUCAACCUGGAGGCAGACAUGGAGCGACUCAUCAAGAAACGCGAGGAGCUGUCACUGCUGCAGGAGGCAUUGCUGGGCAAGCGAGCAAAGCUGCAGGCAGAGAGUCCUAAGGAGCAAAAGGGGCUGCAGGAGCUGAAUGAGGAGAUUGAGGUGCUAGGAGCCAACAUCGACUAUAUCAACGACAGCAUUUCCGACUGCCAGGCCACCAUCAUGCAGAUCGAGGAGACCAAGGAGGAGCUGGACUCCACGGACACUUCAGUGGUGAUCAGCUCCUGCUCCUUGGCCGAAGCCCGAUUGCUGCUGGACAACUUCCUGAAGGCCUCCAUUGACAAGGGGCUGCAGGUGGCCCAGAAGGAAGCCCAGAUCCGCCUGCUGGAGGGGCGCCUGCGGCAGACGGAUGCGGCUGGCUCCUCACAGAACCAUGCCAUCCUGGACGCUCUGCGGGAGAAGGCUGAGUCGCACCCUGAGCUGCAGGCACUGAUCCACAAUGUCCAGCAAGAGAACGGCUACACCAGCACAGAUGAGGAAGUCUCAGAGUUCAGCUUGGCUUCAGAUGGGAGUAUCUCCCAGUCUUUCACCAUGAAGGGCUCAGCAAGUCAGGAUGACUUCAAGUUCAAGGGAGAGCCCAAGCUCUCAGGGCAGAUGAAGGCAGUGUCAGCUGAAUGUCUGGGACCCACGCUGGAUGUCUCCACCAAGAACAUCACCAAGUCCUUGGCUUCUCUCAUGGAGAUCAAAGAGGAUGGAAUCAGCUUCUCCAUCCGAGACCCCUACUACAAGGAGAAGGUGUCACGCACCGUCAGCCUGCCCACGCGAGGAAGCACCUUUCCCAGGCAGUCUCGGGGCUCCGACACUUCACCCUUGACCAGGCGGAAAUCCUAUGACCGUGGGCAACCUACCAGGCCUCCAGACGUUGGCUUCACACCGCCCUCAUCCCCACCCACCCGUCCGCGCAACGACCGCAAUGUCUUCUCCCGUCUCACGAGCACCCAGAGCCAAGGGUCUGCCUUGGAUAAGUCUGAUGACAGCGAUUCCUCUGUCUCGGAGGUGCUGAGGGGCAUCAUUAACCCAGUGGGUGGCACCAAGAAUGCCCGGACAGCACCGCUGCAGUGUGUCUCGGUGGCGGAGGGACACACCAAGCCUGUGCUCUGCCUGGAUGCCACUGAUGAGCUGCUCUUCACUGGGUCCAAAGACCGGAGCUGCAAAAUGUGGAACCUAGUGACGGGCCAAGAAAUUGCUUCCCUCAAGGGUCACCCAAACAAUGUGGUUUCGAUCAAGUACUGCAGCCACACAGGACUGGUGUUCACCGUGUCCACAUCGUACAUCAAAGUGUGGGACAUCCGCGACUCAGCCCGGUGCAUCCGCACUCUCACAUCUUCUGGACAGGUGAUCUCUGGAGAUGCAUGUGCUGGGACCACCACCCGCACUGUCACCAGUGUGCAGGGGGAGCACCAGAUCAACCAGAUCGCACUCAACCCCACGGGCACCACGCUCUACGCUGCUGCUGGGAACUCCGUCCGCGUCUGGGAGCUGAGCAGGUUGCAGCCCGUGGGGAAGCUGAGUGGCCACAUCGGGCCAGUGAUGUGUCUCACAGUGAACCAGACAGCAAGCAACCACGACCUGGUGGUCACAGGCUCCAAAGAUCACUACGUUAAGAUGUUCGAGAUCACGGAGGGCAUGGUGGGCAAUAUUGGCCCCACUCACAACUUCGAGCCCCCUCACUAUGAUGGCAUCGAGUGCCUGGCCAUCCAGGGAGAUGUUCUCUUCAGCGGCUCCAGGGACAAUGGCAUAAAGAAGUGGGAUCUGGAGCAGCAGGAACUUAUCCAGCAAAUCCCCAAUGCCCACAAAGACUGGGUCUGUGCCCUGGCCUUCAUCCCUGGCCGCCCCAUGGUGCUGAGUGCCUGCCGAGGAGGCGUCAUCAAAGUCUGGAAUGUGGACACCUUCACCCCUGUUGGGGAGAUCAAGGGGCAUGAUAGCCCCAUCAACGCCAUCUGCACCAACUCAAAGCACAUCUUUACUGCCUCCAGCGACUUGACAGUGAAGCUCUGGAGUGGGAGGAGGUUGCCCGCGGGGUCGAACUAG